Molecule: messenger RNA, 1236 nt
Organism: Fusarium verticillioides 7600
Lineage: Eukaryota; Fungi; Ascomycota; Sordariomycetes; Hypocreales; Nectriaceae
Exons: 2
Coding region: 24-1121 (365 amino acids)
Source: RefSeq, a predicted model, not a curated record
UCUUUUCUUUUCAUUCGCUCCUCAUGUGUGGAUUCAAGGCUCUCUUACACGCGAUACGUCCUCGCAGGCAAAGCACGUUUCCCUCGGCUGAGGAGACGCUCAAGCACCCAGCCUACCCAGGCACACUCUGGGCCCUAGAACCUCACUCUCACGGCAAGGUCUCUGUCGCUGAGGGUCGCGGUGGUCCAGUCGGCAUUGCGUGGGAGAUUCAUGGCCAGGGACCCAUCAAGCUUGUGCUUAUUAUGGGAUUGGCAGGAGUCAAGACAUCAUGGCAGCGUCAAACAAAGUACUUCGGUCAUGAUCGAGCCGAUAAGUACUCGGUUCUCAUUAUCGACAACCGUGGUAUGGGCGGCAGCGACAAACCCGUGGGUGUCUAUUCUACCAGCGGCAUGGCACUCGAUGCCAUCGAGGUCAUCGACCACGUUGGCUGGAAGGCUGAGCGGGAUAUCAACCUCGUUGGUAUCUCCAUGGGUGGCAUGAUUGCACAAGAAGUUGCUAUUCGUAUUCCCAAGCGCCUGCAGUCGCUUUCCCUCAUCUGCACAUCAGGCAAAGUCCAAAACACAAAGGGGCUGUGGGAAACUGUCUCAGACACCAUGGGCAUGAUCAUCCCCAAGUCCAUGGAGCGCAGUAUUGUCGACACCGCUCUCCGGCUCUUCACACCCGAGUGGCUCGUCGCACCAGAUGAUGAUAUACUACCUGAGCCAGGCGUCACCGCACGAUGCAGUCCACCACCGCCAGAGGGUGGACCAACGUACGGCCUCUUCGAGACCAACUUUCAGCGUUUCCAGGCUCAGGAACUCACCAAGAAGACAAAUCCCGAGCUGUACACCACCAAAAUGCUCAUGUGUCAACUUGCGGCGGCAGCUUUGCACAACAAGACGGAUGACCAGCUACGGGAAAUAGCAGACAGUGUCGGCUCUGAGCGCAUCAUGAUUAUGCAUGGAAAGCGUGACAACAUGAUCAGCUUUCCAAAUGGCGAACGGCUCAUUAAAGUGCUGAAACCAGGCUCUGUGCACAUUGUGGACGAUAUGGGACACGCACCCAUCAUAGAGAAGACACAAUGGUUCAACAGUGUCUUGGAGGAACAGCUGAGUAUGUGGACCAAGCCGAAGGACGAAUAAGAGUGGUGAGUGGCAGUUGUUUUCAAGCAUAUGAGUAAGCGAUGGACACCGAAUAUUGCGAUAAGCAUGGAACAUUGUAAGAGAACAAGCAGGACAGGCAGUGGAAUAAUAAGCA